This is a messenger RNA of Cyphellophora europaea CBS 101466, 1521 nucleotides long. RefSeq lists its product as uncharacterized. The transcript has 4 exons. The coding region runs from base 1 to 1521 and encodes 506 amino acids. The record is from RefSeq and is a predicted model, not a curated record. NCBI's taxonomy places the organism in Eukaryota, Fungi, Ascomycota, Eurotiomycetes, Chaetothyriales, Cyphellophoraceae. Gene Ontology annotation, molecular function: heme binding; iron ion binding; oxidoreductase activity, acting on paired donors, with incorporation or reduction of molecular oxygen, reduced flavin or flavoprotein as one donor, and incorporation of one atom of oxygen.
AUGCUCCUCUUGACGCUUGCCUUGGGCUUUGGAGCCUUUGCCAUAGCGCUUCAAAUCUUGACGUGGUUCCGAGAGCAUGAAGCUAAAUCGCAACGAGCAGCACUGCAUGGCUGCCAACCACCACCACGCCUGCUCAAUCAGAGACCCUUCGGCCUGGAUCGCCUGGAGCAAAUAUUUCGGGCGAACAGUGAAUCACGUCUCAUGGAGCUCUUCUUGUUCCACUUCCGACUGUGGGGCACUACACUUGAGCAGGUUUUCCUCGGCACACAGGCGUUCGGGACUAUUGAGCCGCGGAAUCUGGAAACCAUAUUGAGCUCCCAUUUCCAGGAUUGGUCUAUGGGAUCGAGACACCGGGUUAUGCACCCUUUCUUCGGGGAUGGUAUAUUCACUCAAGAGGGAAAUGACUGGAAACGCUCCCGUGAGCUGUUGAGACCCCAAUUUGCUUAUAAGCAGUACGAGGAUCUGGCGGUGUUCCAUGAGUCUGUUGAUACUCUCAUCGCCGCCCUUCCAGAGUCUGGCCUCGUGGACCUACAGCCAUACUUCUUCAAACUCACUUUGGAUGUCACCACAUCGUUCUUGUUUGGAGAGUCGGUUAACUCACUUAGCCAGGCCGAUGAUGGUAGCAAGCUCAACUUCGCUACUGCCUUCAACACAGCCCAGGACUACGUUGCGAAGCGUAUGAGGUUACAAGAUCUGUACUGGCUUGUAGGCGGACGCAAAUUUCGCGACGCAUGCAAUGCCGUGCACCGCUUUGCUGACCAAAUUAUUGACAAAAAUUUGGAUCGUGGUCCAGACGCCGAUGAUAAGCAAGGACGAUAUGUUUUCCUUGACUUUCUCUCCGAGAACACCUCCGAUAGGACUGCUCUCCGAAGCCAGAUCAUCAACAUUCUUGUCGCUGGACGAGACACAACAGCUUGUCUCAUCUCUUGGACCAUAUUCUUGCUGAUGAGGCACCCUCGCUGUCUAGACAAACUCAGAAGUGAAAUCGCAGAAACGGUAGGUGGCAGAAGCGAUCUGUCGCGCUCUGACUUGAAAGCAAUCAAGUACCUGCAUCACGUUCUCAACGAGACGUUACGCCUCUACCCCUCUGUCCCAGUCAACUCGCGCGAAGCUGUACGAGAUACACUACUUCCCGUCGGUGGCGGUCCAAAUCUGGAUAAACCCGUUUUCGUUCCCAAAGGUGCCGCGGUGGCGUAUAGUGUCUACGCCAUGCACCGAAGACCAGACUUUUAUGGCAUGGACGCCGAAUUGUUCCGGCCUGAGCGGUGGGAGGAGCCUAUGGCCUUAAAUGAUGACCCCGUGAAUGCGAAAUGGGGCUUUCUUCCCUUCAAUGGCGGCCCGAGAAUGUGCCUAGGCAUGGAUUUCGGCCUUUACGAGGCAGCGUACACCGUGGUCAGGCUGCUACAAAGGUUUCCAAAUAUGAGCCUGCCGCCAGGCGAGAAGGUGGAGCUAACAGGCGUCGAAAAGCAAACGAUGACUCUUGUUGUUUCGAUAACAGAGGGCUGCCACGUGAAGCUUUAG